Molecule: messenger RNA, 3201 nt
Organism: Doryrhamphus excisus (bluestripe pipefish)
Lineage: Eukaryota; Metazoa; Chordata; Actinopteri; Syngnathiformes; Syngnathidae
Gene: scp2a
Product: sterol carrier protein 2a
Molecular function (GO): acyltransferase activity, transferring groups other than amino-acyl groups
Source: RefSeq, a predicted model, not a curated record
AGUCGUAACCGGAAGUGGUUCGUGACCUGACGUUCAAUAGCAAAUGCUAGUCACAUUGUUGUUGUCCACCUCCUGACAGCGACUCACCAUGGCUCCUCGGAAUAAAAACAGGGUUUUUGUCAUCGGAGUUGGUAUGACAAAGUUUGACAAGCCUGGGGCCCGUGGUGACUAUGACUACCCUGACAUGGCCAAGGAAGCUGGUCAAAAGGCUCUUGCAGAUGCAGGAAUCCCGUAUUCUGCAAUAGAACAAGCCUGUGUGGGAUAUGUCUACGGGGACUCCACAUGUGGGCAGAGGGCCAUUUACCACAGCCUGGGCUUGACCGGCAUCCCCAUCACUAACGUCAAUAACAACUGCUCCACGGGCUCCACGGCGCUCUUCAUGGCCCGACAGCUGAUUCAAGGAGGUCUUUCAGAUUGUGUACUUGCUCUUGGAUUUGAGAAGAUGGAGAGAGGCUCUUUGUCCUCCAAGUACAUGGAUAGGACCAGUCCAAUGGACAAGCACAUGGAGGUGAUGAUAAACCGUUACGGCAUGGCGGCAGCUCCGCCCGCUGCGCAGAUGUUUGGCAACGCCGGCAGGGAGCACAUGGAGAAAUAUGGCACAAAGCCGGAGCACUUUGCCAAAAUCGCCUGGAAAAACCACAAACAUUCCACCAACAACCCUUAUUCUCAAUUCCAGGAUGAGUACACGUUGGAGCAGGUGAUGAAGUCAAGGAAGGUGUUUGAGUUCUUGACGUUGCUGCAGUGCUGCCCCACUUCGGAUGGUGCCGGUGCUGCAGUUCUGGCCAGCGAGGACUUUGUCAGGGAGCACCGUCUGGAGAAGCAAGCAGUAGAGAUCCUGGCCCAAGAGAUGGUGACUGACCUGGCCACUACAUUUGAUGAAAACAGCUGCAUUAAGAUGGUGGGUUACGACAUGUCACGGGUCGCUGCCAAAAAGUGUUUUGAAGCUGCAGGUCUGAAGCCCGCUGAUGUCGAUGUGGUGGAGCUGCACGACUGCUUUUCAGCCAACGAGCUUAUUACCUAUGAGGCUCUGGGACUGUGCGCCGAAGGUAAAGGAGCAGAACUGAUUGACAGAGGAGACAACACCUAUGGUGGCAAGUUUGUGAUCAACCCCAGUGGCGGCCUCAUCUCCAAAGGACAUCCUUUAGGGGCUACUGGUUUGGCUCAGUGUGCUGAGCUCUGCUGGCAGCUCAGAGGUCAGGCCGGCAGGAGGCAAGUUCCUGGGGCUAAAGUGGCCUUGCAGCACAACAUUGGCUUAGGAGGAGCUGUGGUUGUCACUCUUUACGGGAUGGGAUUCACACAGGAUCUGAGGGCCCAUGUCAGAGCAGUAUCCACAAGUGCCAGCCACAGUUUAGAGGGCUUUAAAUCGUACCCCGUCUUCAAGGAGCUUGAGAAACACCUACAGAAGGAAGGAGCGCAGCUUGUUAAGAAGAUUGGAGGAGUAUUUGCUUUUCAAGUGAAAGACAGCCCCGGUGGAAAGGAGGCGACUUGGGUUGUGGAUGUGAAAAACGGAAAUGGCUCCGUCACCAAUGAACCAGGCACAAAGGCCGACUGUACCCUCUCCAUGAAUGAUAAGGAUCUUCUGGAUCUGAUGACCGGAAAAUUGAACCCACAAACGGCAUUUUUCAAAGGAAAACUGAAGAUCACUGGAAACAUGGGCAUGGCGAUGAAGCUGCAGAGUCUUCAGAUCUCACCAGGAAGAGCCAAGCUGUGAUCACAGAUGAGAUUCUCGCCUUGGAAUUAGUUUUUUUUCAGGACACCAGUACUGAUCAGCUGCAGUGUCACUGGCCCUGCAUUGCUGUGUUGGAGACACAAAAAAUAGAUUUUUCUAGUUAUUUCAGCCAUUUUUGCCUUUUAUUUGCACCAGCGUUGCUUCUGUUGUACUGUAAAAUGAAGAUGUUCAUAUAUAAAUCAUCUACAAAGUCUCACACCCACAUUGCUGUUCAUGAAUAUGGAGAUUCAAUACGCUCGGUAUGAUCACAAGCUAUGCGAGGGAAGGCUGAAACAACAUAGCGAAUAAGUCAAAUAACUGAAAUAAUACUGUAGCAUGUGGUACCAUCAUGGUGAGAAGCUGAAGUUGUUAAGUUGUCGUAGCUCUUUUUGGGGUUUUAAUGAUUUCUCUAGACAAGUUUUGGAGUGAAUUCAGGAUUUUUUCCGUUAUUUACCAAAUUUAUCAUACCUGCAUUGAACAGUUCCCACAUUGAAAAGCGAGUGUUUUUAUUAUGUUCAAAACUUGGAUUUCAGGAAAUUAAAAACAUACCUUCCGUAAUGCUUAAAAACAACAUUUAAUCAUAAAAUCAUUUUGUUUAUGCCUUUUUCUGGUCUUUAGUAAUCAGCAGUAGAACAUAGAUAUGUUCUGGGAAAAUAUCAGCUCCCAACUAAAAUAAACGGAGAAUACCAGCUCUUUGUAAAAAGAUACAUUUCAAGCAUAACUUUCACUAACACAUACAUUUUUUACAAAAGGGGCCUCCACUUGUUUAUUCAGGAACAGUUUAACAAAUGACCCAACAUUACCACAAGUUACCACUGCAGGCUUAUAUAAGCGGUACUGUUCACACUUAAGGAAUUUAGCAAAACAUCUUAAGAAAGCACAACUGUUAAACAACCUCGGGUUAAGUUGACCUCUUUUUUUCUACAAUUAGGGAUUUUUUUCUCACAGGGAUUAAUUCCACAAUAGUAUUCCCAUUUUUGGGGGUCACCAAACCCCCAAAACAAAUGAAAGUAUCCUUUGUUGAUAUCUGUCUGUCUGUGUCAGGUGAACAUUGUUGUUUCUUGAAUCGAGUUCAUGAAUAUUCCAAUAAGCCAAUCUCGCACUCGCUUGCUAUCACAAAUCAGUGAUGAUGAACAUUUUGUCAUUCAAUUCCUGCUUCAGCUUUCUCGCAACGUGCUUCCAGGAACAGUGUUAUUUAGCAGCUGAUAGUAUAUUGUCUGGUGUCCACACAAGUACAACAAAAAUAACAUGGUGCAGAUCUACAUAAUUGGGUAAUCACAUACUCAUUUCAGCCUUAUAGUUCAUUAGAAUUUUAAUAAAGUAAGUACACUAAUUUCCUUUGUUUUUCUCUGAGUAAUUUAAUUAUGAGCUGAACCAGUAGAGCACAAUAUCUCCACUGAUCUCACUGGCCUGUUCUUUUCUGAGGAAUUAUCGUUGCUUCCCAGGAUUCAAACAUGUAAUAGCUCAUUGAGUUAAUAAACCGUUAUGAUUCA